Molecule: messenger RNA, 1136 nt
Organism: Parasteatoda tepidariorum (common house spider)
Lineage: Eukaryota; Metazoa; Arthropoda; Arachnida; Araneae; Theridiidae
Source: RefSeq, a predicted model, not a curated record
UGCUAGAAAGUUUCAAAAUUUAUUACCUCGUUUGUGCGUUAGGUCUUUUUCUUUCAAUUAUAUCAAAAUCGGUGUCUUCUCCUCUUGUGAUCAGGCAAAUAACAGAAAGAUAUAAAGAUGUUGGUGCAAAAGAUUACAAUGCAAUCGCAUGCUUCUGCCCCAAUGAAACUACAAUUGAAAGAGAAAUCGAUAGGAUCACCGCAAGCGAAAUUUUGAGUUCAUAUCGAAGAUGCUCUUAUUCUAAAGAGAUAUGCGAUCUAAUGGAUACUUGUGACAGUUGCAUAAUUCAUACAGAAUUUUGCCAGCCUUCAAAUCUUGGGAAAGACUUUGAUUGCCUGAGAGAUAUAUUUAUUUUGAAGGAUGGUUAUUUCAAACAAAAUUCAUCUAAAAUACAUUCUCGCUUUAAACGUCAGUCAAAGACAUGUUUCUAUCCUGCAAAUUUGAAAACUGCAGAUGUUUUUUGUAAUUUAAGUUCCAGAAAAGUAUCUUGCAGCCAAACUUGUAUUAAAGGCUAUACUUUAGAAGUGGGGUCGAAAGUGAAUUUGAGCUGUGACAGAAAGAAAAAUGUAUGGAAGCCCCAUAAAUUUAAGGAAUGCGAGCCCUACGUAGAUUGCACUAUAUCACUGGUUUCCGGAGGUGUGGCCGAUUGUUACACCCCUACAACUAAGUUGCCAGCUAUGUGCUAUAUAGAAUGUGAUGCGUAUGAAGACAAGCUAGAGCUUCCAAGAAGAGCAUACAUUUGUAAUGAUGGCAAGUGGAGCUCAGGCGGAUUGCCAUUCUGUGCCAUUGAAGGAUCAAAUAUAGCACUAGUUGAUGCACCACUACGUUAAGAGCUGGGCUUAGAUGAGAAUGGAAUGCAAUUCAUCAAAGAAAAUUUUUGUGUUGCAUAAACUUAAAAGAAUUAAGCAGUUUGCAUGUUCUGUUUUUUUUUUUGAAAAAUUAAUGUAUGUUUCAUUCGCAUAGAGCUCUUUGAUAAAGCAGCUGUAGUUUUGAUAUGAAAAUCAUAAAUAUUAAGUAACUGCUUUAAACUAGUUUUUAUUUAUUUUUAAUGCAAAGGCUGUUAUAAAUUCCCCGUUAUAGCCUUUAAAAGAUUUAAUUUGAUAUGCGCAUAACGGAAAAAUAAAUCUAUAAUAAUA